This is a messenger RNA of Tachysurus fulvidraco (yellow catfish), 1907 nucleotides long. Its product is annotated as cysteine-rich motor neuron 1 protein-like. The record is from RefSeq and is a predicted model, not a curated record. The transcript has 2 exons. Lineage: Eukaryota; Metazoa; Chordata; Actinopteri; Siluriformes; Bagridae. The coding region runs from base 1198 to 1563 and encodes 121 amino acids.
CACACACACACACACACACACACACACACACACACACACACACACACACACACACACACACACAUUCACACCCCAUAACAGAGAAAUUCAAACACACAGGAGUUCAGUUAAUGGCCAUAUUCUGAGUUAAGGUAAGGCCACAGUGUGGAUUUCUCUUAAUAUUAAUACUGAGGACCUCAGUCUAUAGACUUCUUUUGACUCAAAGCAAGCGAGGAUUGCCAUAGGGUCCAGAACUGGGCUUGGACCCUGGCUUGGAAGGCUGCCAUAUUGGCCUUGGAAUGGAAGAGGACUUUGCACAGUGCCUUGAACAAUACUUGGAACCUGAUUAGAGAGGAUGCCACAUUGGCCUCUGGAGAAGAAGUCUCAGUUAGGAACAGGGCUUGGAGCUCAGUGAAGGGUGGCGUCGUUUAGCAUUUGGAGAACGCUCUGUGCUUGAGGUGGGGUUCAUCAUGGAAAAGGGCUUGGAGAUCCGAAUUGGAUGGCAUUUGUCAGCCACAGGAGGGAGCUCUUGAGCAUUGAAGGCCAUCAUGUUGGCCUCUUAAGGAAGCUCUUGAGCAAGAAGGGGCUUCCCACUUCAGCAAAAUGCAAUACCCAAUUGAGGGUUCGGCCAUUCAGGCAAGACGUUCCAAACCUCAGACACUGUUCUUCCUUGGGCUUGGGGUUUGGUACGUUAGAAAAGCAGCAUUGGGCCAGAACAUGAACAGAAUGCUGCCAGAGCCAUGCACUGAAUCAUGAGAGAAUUGUGACAGGACCUUGUUAAACAGACCACUUUUGACUAAAACAUUUGUCAUUAGCAUCACAGUAAAAGUUAAUGCUACAUUCGUCCAAAGAUCGAAAAAACUUUUGACAUAAAUCUAUAAUACUGACUCUACACGAGACCGUUCAAACUUUGUAGCUAAAACACACAAUGGAUAAAAACGGCAGAUUUUUAUAUAUCCUUUUAUUUUUAUAUAUUAAUAUACUGCUAUAAAACUGUUAUAGACAACAUUUCAAGCAGUUCAUUCUUAUGCAUUUUGCAUAUUUUUGUUUAAAAGUUCAGUGUAAACAUGCAGAACUUUAACCGAGUGAUUAACAGUGACUCACACAGACGUCUCACUAAAUCUUUUUUCCCUCCUUUAAGCCGACAGGAUGUAUUUCUCGUAUGACAGCGUCCCCUAAGUCCCCGAAGUCCCCAAGGAGCCACCUGUGGUUGCGUGUAUGGAGUACUCUUGUGAGGUUCAGGGCUGUGAGUGUGUGUGUCAGUAUAGAAAGUGUGACAGCAGGACACGUCCACUCUACGAGACCGCCUGCUGUAAAAUUCUGAAGGAUUCUGGCUGCCAAAAUGCCUCCUGUCCUGAGAUUCCCACUCCGCCUUGUCCAGCAGACUCCUUCAUUAGUCAGCCCUACACUGAACCUGGUCAGUGCUGCCCCAUUAUACCUGCUCUAUGCACCUGCAACUUCAAAACCUGCGCUCCAAAACCCCAAUACUGCCCUGAGGGUGGAUAUCCCAGACUUGUUGCGAAGGGUAACGGCCACCCGGGGAACUGCUGUGACCUCUAUGAAUGUACGAAAGAAGAGGAUUAAUUAGGACAUGGACACACACACACACACACACACGCACACACACACACACACACACACACACACACACACACAUUGAUUACAUUCAGGGGUUUGUUACCUCAAGGAGAUAAGAGGAAAACCUUGCGAAAGUGCAUCAGAUCAUCCUGAAUGAUUCAUCGCUAAUCUCUGGUUCUGUCUUCUUUUAACUGAGCUCAGGGACGUACUUUUAUUCUGAGUCAUUAUAUCUUCGAUGAUUAUUUUUGGAGACAAGAUAAGCUUUGCAUUUACACUUUCAAAGUCAAAUCAUUUGCUCCAGUGUAUCAAUGAAAACUAUAUACAGUUCAAUAAAAGAGUAAUAAAUCAUC